Boleophthalmus pectinirostris (great blue-spotted mudskipper) is the source of this 1716-nucleotide messenger RNA. RefSeq names its product caspase 3, apoptosis-related cysteine peptidase a (gene casp3a). Gene Ontology annotation, cellular component: cytoplasm. The record is from RefSeq and is a predicted model, not a curated record. NCBI's taxonomy places the organism in Eukaryota, Metazoa, Chordata, Actinopteri, Gobiiformes, Gobiidae. The coding region runs from base 148 to 1002 and encodes 284 amino acids. The transcript has 6 exons. Gene Ontology annotation, biological process: apoptotic process; proteolysis; keratinocyte differentiation.
CAUCAGCAUCUUUGUUUACGAUCGUCUCUCCCGGACACAGCUGAGCAGCCGUUAGUUUCACUCCUCAUCGUGUUUGCGGUUUGCCUUUUGGCUGUGUGUUUUGGAGCUAAAAGUUGUAUGUGUAGCAGCUCUGACCUGAUCUAAAUCAUGUCGGCUAAUGGACGUGGAGACGACCGCACAGACGCAAGGAAAGAGGACACAAAACAGUCUUCUGUGUCUCCCAUGAUGUCUCCUGGCCCUGGUCCCUCGGAAGUGGACGCUAAGGCUGCCCCCCACAGCUUCAGGUACAGCCUGGACUAUGCCAGCAUCGGACAAUGCAUUAUUAUCAACAAUAAGAACUUUGACAGGGGCACAGGCAUGAACCAGCGCAAUGGCACGGACGUGGAUGCUGCCAACGCCAUGAAAGUCUUUGCCAAGUUGGGCUACAAAGUGAAGGUUUACAACGAUCAGUCAGUGGAGCAGAUGAAGCAGGUCUUAACAGCUGUUUCAAAGGAGGACCACAGCCAUGCAGCCUCGUUCAUCUGUGUCUUAUUGAGCCAUGGUGAUGAGGGUGUAUUUUUCGGCACAGACGGCUCCAUAGAGCUCAGAUACCUCACAUCACUGUUCAGAGGCGAUCGCUGCAGGUCCCUCGUGGGAAAGCCCAAGCUCUUUUUCAUCCAGGCCUGUAGGGGGACUGAUCUGGAUGCAGGCAUUGAAACAGACAGUGCAGACGAUGAAACCACUCGGAUCCCGGUGGAGGCAGAUUUUCUGUACGCCUACUCUACGGCUCCUGGUUACUACUCCUGGAGGAACACCAUGACUGGCUCGUGGUUCAUGCAGUCUCUCUGUGAUAUGGUUAGUAAAUAUGGAAAAGAACUGGAGCUCCUGCACAUCAUGACACGCGUCAACCACAAGGUGGCAGUGGAGUUUGAGUCUGUCUCCAACACGCCAGGCUUCAAUGCAAAGAAGCAGAUCCCAUGCAUUGUGUCAAUGCUGACCAAGGAGAUGUACUUUACUGCUUGAUAGUUGCAAAAGUUGACAUAUAUCUGAGCCAUUUUAAGCCUUUGUGAAGUUAUAAACUUCAGUGAUAGUUUUGAGUUACCACGUACACACCCAGUUCUGUUUUUACAAUCGCUUUGGCAUCAAGGUGCAUAAGACAAGAAGGAUACUAUCUCUAUUGUGAAUAUUUGAAAUCAUGUAGCCGUUUUAUAACAAUACCAGGUCUAUACAUUAACACUAUACAAUCUUCAGGGAUAAAUACUUAAGCCGACAAGCAUACAAGACUGCUGUUCAGAAUCAUGUUUUAAGGUCAGCUCUUCAAAUGAAGUCUCUUGUGUGCCUCUGCUUAUGCCUGUCAAUUCCGACUGAACUCAUUAUUUAUUAGUGCAUAGUUCAUUUUACAUGGUGUGACUUUGUCAAGUACACAUUUGAAUUCAAGCUCAGGUUUUACUUUACUUUUGUAUCUUUUACUUUUGUAUUGUACACUGUUAGUGGAAUUUGGAACACAAUUUUGCAUGGGUAUUGUUGCUGUGUGGUUUAAAGGAAAACAAGUAUGGGCUGUAUAGCUACAUUAAACAGAAUAAUUGAAUGAUUAAUCUGUUUUUCAGGUCAAUGUUUAUACUAAUGGUAAAUUUCAAUCAUGCCUUCUUUGUGCAAUGCAACUUUGUACAAUUGUUCUAUUGGAAUCCUCUUUUUUUAUAUAAAUAAAUACCGCUAUUCACUGGCUGUGUCAUAAAA